Messenger RNA from Solea solea (common sole), 5067 nucleotides. RefSeq names its product TLC domain containing 3Bb (gene tlcd3bb). Gene Ontology annotation, biological process: lipid homeostasis; ceramide biosynthetic process. Gene Ontology annotation, molecular function: sphingosine N-acyltransferase activity. Lineage: Eukaryota; Metazoa; Chordata; Actinopteri; Pleuronectiformes; Soleidae. Gene Ontology annotation, cellular component: endoplasmic reticulum; membrane. The transcript is spliced from 7 exons. The coding region runs from base 563 to 1471 and encodes 302 amino acids. The record is from RefSeq and is a predicted model, not a curated record.
AUGACAGAAGCUGCAGCCUGGAGCUGCUGCCGCUGCUGUGGGAGCUCAGCUCAGCUCAGCCCAGCUCAGCUCCGCUCCGCUAACUGGCGCAGACCUCACUGUUGAGUCAACGUAACAUCUGCUCUGUUGUAGCGAUGACAUAGCGGCUGCAGCAGCUAGCGUCGCCCUCACACCUGGACCGGACCGGACCGCACUGUCUCCGCUCUGCCGUCGCUUCACCUCACUUUAGAGCAGUUAUUUGCGUGAGCUGGACACACCGCAAAUUAGUCACCAAUGCUCCCAGAGAGCUGCCCUCGCACAGAUUUCGAUCUAAAUUGCUGCAAGCUAGCGUUAGCUCUCUGCCGCUACCCUUCAGACAUUGAAGUGGCCACAUAAACAUGCGGAUCAUCGAGACGCAGAGCCCGGGGACACCUCUAACGUUGAACGCUUUCUGCAGGACUCGAGCUUCGACUGGCCGCUGACCGGACUCUGCACAGUCUCUGCAGAGGGGGAGAGAGCGACAGAUCUCUAGGACCAGAUUGCCCGCUGAACUUUGCACCUCUCAGACACAUCUCCAGGGACCAUGCUGACCAUCCUAGCUGCUGGGUCUGUGUUCUUUCCCGGUCUGUUCUUACUGUCCAAGCAAUGCCUCAAGUCCAUCCCAGCACUGAGAUGGAGCGAAGGAGAUGCAGUCAUCGUGUCUGCCAGGUUGGUGUCGUCAGUUCAGGCAGUCAUGGCUUCCUCAGCUGGCUACAUCAUUGCUUCCUCCUGCGAGGACAUCAUUGAGGACCGACACUGGCUGACCAGCACUUACAUCAUGUUUGCUGUCCCCUACUUUGUCUACGACAUUUAUGCCAUGUUCAUGUGCUACUGGUACAAGCUGCGGGUCAAAGGGCACGAGGAGGCCUCGGCAGCACCGCAGCAUAUGAGCUCUGCGCUGACCAGCUACUUGCGGCGCGAGUUCCUCAUGGUGCUGCACCAUGUUGUCAUGGUCACCGUCUGCUUCCCAGUCUCUGUGUUCUGGAGACAAGGACGGGGGGAUUAUUUCCAGGGUAUAAUGUUCAUGGCUGAACUCAGCACUCCGUCUGUCUGCUUAGGAAAAAUACUUAUCCAGUACAAACAGCAACACACUCUCCUGCACAAAGUGAACGGAGCUCUAAUGCUGAUCACUUUUUUCAUCUGUCGAGUCCUCCUCUUCCCUUACCUCUACUACGUCUAUGGAAGGUACGCCUCUAUCCCAUUCCACAUGGUUCCCUUCUCUGUGCCGUGGCACUGUAACCUGGGUGCCUCCCUGCUUAUGGCCCCGCAGCUCUAUUGGUUCUCCCUCAUUUGCAGGGGAGCUCUGCGACUAUUCUUGGGCUCCUCCCGCUCCCAGAGACCACGCCCAACGACGGCCUCGCCAAAGGAGCGCCGGAAGGACGGGAGCGCUCUGCCGCAGCCCGCCAACGGCUACAGCACCCGCUCCACAGAGCCCGAGCUGGCCACUCACUGAGAGGAGUGGAGGGGGAGGGAGGGAGAGGGAGGGAGGGGGAGGGCGAAUGUACCAAUGAAGUUUGUUAAAGGAAAGAAAGCUGUGAAAGGGAAAAGUGAGACUUGAAAAAUGUAGCAAUAUGAAGAAAGCUACAGACGACGGCCUCAAAUAGUGCUGAAGUGUUUGGGGGCCGGCAGCCACACUGACGCCCAGGGGCCACACUGAGGCCCUGGGGCCACACUGGAGCCAGUCUAAGUCUUAGAACCACUUCUUUUUAUUUGAUUGUCUGCCACGCUGCGUCUCUCAGAUCCUUCACUGAUUCUCUCUGCUUGUGUCUGGUUCAUAUCAAAAACUGACCUUUGACCUCAGUGUCAAUGACUAUAGGAAUCAAAUUGAACUUAUGUAGCGCCAAAUCACAACAUCCAUGAUCUGAAAGGCACUUUCUAAAGUACGGCUGAGACAUCACUGGCGUUUACUGUGAGACCUUUGCUGGACUGUAGUCGGUCUGCAAGUAAGAAUGAUUAUUGUUCCCCAAACCUGGAAACAAUGCUGUUCAUAAAUGUAAUAUUUUAUCCACAAAACAAAAUAAUGCUUCUCACCUCGAAAACAUUUCCUGUGUCUCUAAACAAAAUCUUCUCUUUUUAAAUAAAUAAAACCGGUGAGAUGAGGUGGAGCAGCUCAGAGGUGUGCAGACGCAUCUCCAGCCCUGGCAGGUUGUGCUCCAGUCCCUUGUUUGGAUAAAAGCGUCUGCUAAAUGCACAACGGUAAAUGUAAUGUCAGUGCACAUGAAUCAUUACAUGAUUACAUGAAUCCGUUACAUCCAGUUGAAAUAGCCUAAACCAAGUCUCCUGAUGUCAUGUUCUCUAUUAGAACACAGGAAAUAUCGAUACACCUUUUAAAAUGACGCUAACUUUAACUGAUGUGGGACGGAGCCAUAAUAAUAAUAAUAGAUCACUACAUACACGUAUGAGUUCUUGCUAAUAUUUAAGACUUGGGGGUCGGCCAAUAUUUUUGCAGGGCUAGUUAUACAUAUAUACUUUAUAACUAGUCAAAAUAACUGAUUUUGACUAGUUAUUGAGGCCAAUGUCAAGGAAAAAGCCUAAAGACGAUGCAUUUACAGUUAAAAAAAAAAUCGAAAUUUUAAUAUUUAUCAAUACUUUUUACAUUAGGUUUAAAUUUAAAACAAAUAAAAUGAGGUGUUAACGUCUUAUGAGAUCAGUGAAAGAAAUCAUGUUGCUUGGUGAGAGAUCGUUGAAGUUCUUGUCAGUUGUCAUCAGUUGUGUUUUCUGUGAUCAGAUAAUGAUCAGGUAACAUUUAACCCUGGUGAUCACAGUCCUCGCCCUUUUGUAGAUUUUCUGCAGCAGACCAUAGUGUUGCAUGUUGUUUUUGUUGUUUUUUUUUGCCACAACAACAACAACAACAACAACGUUAGCCACACAUGAAGUUGUGCUAUUGUACGGACUCCUCUUUGCUUUUCGAAGCAGGAGGAGGCGAUGACGACGUUGUGGGUGGAGACGAUACCAAUCCGUCCACGGGUGUUUUUACACCUGUGUUUACACCUGUGUUUACACCUGUGUUUAAGGCGCCAUGUGAUCACAGAAAACACAUUUGAAUGCCUAAGAGACUGCAGCAGGGUCUUCUACGUCAUUCAGUCACAGAAUUGAAAUGAGUGUUUCAGAGCAUCCACAAGGACAACAGCAAAGACAUUGUCCAUGCAGAGAUCACAUGCAUGUGUCAUGCACGCUGUCAGGGCUGACCACAGCAGACUGUUGCCUCACUCCCCGUCUCCAUGAACCUUAAGUUCUUCUUUUAAGUGCGCGUCACUCGCCGCUCACACUAGCGUCCCGUGUGGCCCAGACUUAGUGGCCGGGUGAUUCGGUUGCCGGCCGACUUGUACUUCAGCUCAUUUGUGGGACAGUGAAAGGAGUGAUGUUUUGACACUGGAGUAUUUUCAUGAUGUCGUCAGACACUGUGACAGACGGGAACACGCACUGACACCUGAGAGGAAUCUGCCGGACGUAAGUAUGUAUGUAUAGUGAGCAUAGGUGGCUGUUUCCCUCAUGUAGAUCAAACUCUGAGCUCUCUGCCUGUGCAGGAGAGCUGGAAAUGAAACUAGGAAUGUAUUAUAUUGUAUGUUAGUACAUUUGCUGUAGACAGAAGGUCUCUUUCACUUUAGUCUUGAAGAAGACCUUAAAAAAAGUUAAAAAAAAGGCAAAAAGAUUCUCCUGGCUAAGCAGUAUUUUGACUUGUUAGUGUUUAAUUAUCUGUAUCCUCUAUGUAAUCACUGUCACUCUAACACAAAUGUAACCAACCUGCAGACUGACUCAUCUGUAGACGGGAGACUGUAUUCUGCUGCCUUAUCCCUUCUCACCCUUGUUUACUUUUCUUUAUGUCUUUAUUUAUUUGUAUCCUCGGAGGAGAUUUCCCCCCUCGGGCACAAUCACGUGACAGGUUUACGUCGCCAAUGUAAUGGAAUAGUCCACAUGUUUCCAUGUCAGUAUUAGCCCCUCCCCCUCGGGUUUUUGUUACAUUUGGAGUUUUCGGCCGCUCGGUGAAUGCAGACGAGCCCUAACGUUACACGUCGCUGCUUCCUGUUUCAGUGUAGAUACGACUUCAUUCCACUUCCUGCCGUCGCUGCUGUUCGCUUCCACAGUAGCUGCCGCUUUAAACCCAAUCGUUCUUUUUCUUCGUUAAAGGGAUAGUUCAGUUUUUUGUUAGUGUCAGUUUUCCCUCAUUGGCAGCCCUGUUUCCUAUGGAAGCCAAACUCUUGGUGUUUCUCACGAUCGAGGACCCUACCUUAGGAGAGAGGAUUCUUCCAAGUCUUGAGCCGUACAGUGAGCGUACUAGCAAGUGUGUGAAAGGCUGCAUUGAUUGCUGAGGUUCUGAGGUGGAAGGAUUCUUCCUUGAGCUUGAGAAACGCCUCCUGUGUCACAGGCUUGUGUCCGUACCUCAAAAAAAGGACCCUGAACUGUCCCUUUUUAAGCGCUGAUGUAAAUCUCAUUGAAUUGGCUGAAUGUUUUCUAAAGGGAUUCAUCAAAGCUCCACAGUCAUUUCCUCGUGCUCCGCCUUCAGCACAUUUUCUUCUAGCUUGAUGCUGAUUUUGCUCAUUUUCUUUAAAAAAAAAAAAACCUAACCACUGAAUUCUUGUAUGAAUUGCUCUGAUCACUGAGCCGCUGGUUCCAUGAACCGUCACUGAACAAACGGGCUUGUUUUGUUUUGUUUUGUUCGUUUAAAGCAGCUACACUGUCCUGGAAAUGGGUCAAAAAAAAAAAAAAAAGAGAAAGCAUUAAACUCAGAAACCAUGCGGACAGGGCAGCGCGUGCCAAACUAAACUGUGGGCAUGUUGGACACAGAGAACCCCCCCCCCACCCCAUGACCUAAUACACCAUAACCGCUUCUUGACAAAUACAAAAACAUUUCAACCGAUGUACUGUAUAUUAUUCCACAAGAAAAUGCUCGUUAUUUAUUUGUAAGUAUUUAUUUAUUUAUUUAUUUAUUUGGUUUGUGGUUUUUUGAAUGCAUAUUUAUGCAGACAUACUAUACUCUGUGCUUCUGAGCCUUGUAUGAAGGCGCUAUUGUUACUCCAACUUAGCUAAAAAUAUACUUCUCUGUCCUGA